AUGGCUGCUCCACUUAACCUCGAAGAAGGUCAGUCGUCAACAAGACCUCCCCGUUUCAAUGGACAUUUCUACAGUUGGUGGAAAGUUAGAAUGCACGAUUAUCUCAUGGCUGAAGAUAGCGAGUUAUGGGAUAUUGUACUGGAUGGACCGUUUAUUCCGAUGAUGGAAGAAAAGGAUGGAGAGAAAACUAAUCUUGUUCCAAAGCCUAGACAGAAAUACGACGAAGCUGAUAGAAAAAAGAUCGAAAAGGGCUACAAAGCUAAAACUCUUCUUGUCUGUGGGAUAGGACCUGAUGAGUUCAACAGGGUGUCAGCUUGUGAGUCUGCUAAGGAAAUUCGGGACUGUUUGAGGACUGCACAUGAAGGAACUGAACAAGUAAAAGAAUCUAAGAUUGACAUGCUUACCUCACGGUAUGAGAACUUCAAAAUGAAGGAAGGAGAAACAAUCCAUGACAUGUUCACAAAAUUGUCUUCCAUUAUAAAUGAACUGCGAAGUCUUGAUGAACCUAUAAUCAUGAGCAAACAAGUCAGAAAAGUAAUUCGAAUUCUUCCAAAAUCUUGGGAAAGCAAGGUUGAUGCUAUUACAGAAGCCAAAGAUUUGAAGGUGCUGAGUAUGGAUGCUUUGAUUGGAAAUCUGAAGACACAUGAGAUGAAUCGAAAUUACGAUUCAUCAAAGAAGGAAGCCAAGAAGGACAAGUCAUUGAUGCUGAAGUACAAAUCAGAUGAAGAUUCCAGUGAUGAUGAUAUGGCAUAUCUUAUCAGCAAAUUCCAAAAAAUUGUGAGGAAAAACAAAGUUUAUAAAAGAGGAACAAAUGGUACUCGAAAUGCUACUCAAGGUGAUACUUGCUACAAGUGUGGAAAAGCUGGGCACUUCAUCAGAGAGUGUCCUUUGCUCAAGAAUGAAAACAAGGAACAUCAAAAACCAAGAAGUGACAAAGAGAAUAGAAGGGACCUGGCUCUUGCUGCAUGGGGUGAUUCUUCAAGUGAUUCAGAAGACCCUAAUGAACAAAAAUAUGUGUCUAUGGUGGCUGUACAUGAGGAGGAAACUGUCUUCAAUGAAAUGUUUGCUCACAUGGCUCACACAGAAAAUGAAGAAGAGGACAAUCAGGUAACUCUUCUAGAUAUGAAAAAUGACUUGGAUAAAUAUUCUCUUAAAAAUUUGAUAACUUUGGCAAAAUUCAUGAUUGAUUCUGUGAUAGAGUUAACAUCUGAAAGAGACACCAUGAAUGCUGAACUUGACAGUUUAACUGAAAACAAAGUUAAACUUGAAGAGAAAAUGUCAGGAAUGGUGUCUCUAGAGUCAAAUAACUCUGAACUUAAGAACCAGUUGAAUCAGAUUACUGAAGAAGCUGAAAAGCUGAAUGGAAUGUCAAAUGGUUUACAAGCUGAAAUUCAAGAAAAAUUGAAAAACUCUGAGAAAAAUCUUGUUCUGUCGCUGGAAAAGAGUAACAAAUUAGAACAGGAUAUUGUCAAACUUAAGGAAGAACUUGAAAAAUCCCUUAAGUGGACAAAAUCCUCAAAGUUACUGUCAAAUGCAACAAAUCAGAGUAAUUUCAAUAAGAAAGGACUAGGAAGUUUGAACAUCACUCCUCCUUAUAAUCCUCACAGUAAGUAUGUGUUUGUGUCUGAAAAUCUGCUAUGUCUUCACUGUGGUAAGAAUGGACAUUUGAAGGGUGAGUGUGCUAGCUGGAGAAACUCCUAUGAAAAGCUCUCUAAUUAUACUGAAAGGCAAAAUUUACCAAAAGAGAGACCUGGUCCUACAAAGCAUGUUUCAACUCACAGAUUUUCAAAGAAAAAAUUUGUCCCUGCUCCCAUGUCCUUUGUGAGUGAGAGGAGCAGCAGUCAGUGCUGGUAUAUGGACAGUGGAUGCUCUAAGCAUAUGACUGGUGAUGUAAAAAACUUCCUCUCACUCAAGACACUUCAAGGAGGAGGUGUCUCAUUUGGUGACGAAAAGAAGGGGUACAUUUUGGGAGUUGGCAAAGUUGGAAGAUCUCUUGAAGAUUCAAUUGACAAUGUGUAUCAUGUGGAUGGAUUGAAGUACAGCUUGUUGAGUGUGUCUCAAAUCUGUGACAAAGGAAAUGAAGUCAAAUUUACUUCUGAGAAAUGUACUGUGGUGAGUCUAACUACAAAGAAGGUAAUUCUCACUGCACACAGAAGUAAAAAUAUGUAUGUGGCCAACUUAGAAACGUCUCAUGGAGAUGAACUUACAUGUCUUAGUGCUCAGAAUGAGAAUGCUGAUCUUUGGCAUCGUAGGCUGGGGCAUGUAAGCUCAUCUCUAUUGAACAAACUGAUUUCUAAGGACCUGGUUCGAGGUCUGCCCAAGCUGAAGUUUGCUGAAAAUAAAAUCUGUGAAGCUUGUGUUAAAGGAAAACAAAUCAUAUCAUCCUUUAAGCCCAAAAAGCAAGUAACAUCAUCAAGAACACUAGAGCUGCUUCAUAUGGAUUUGUGUAGACCCUUGAAGGUUCAAAGCAGAAAUGGCAAGAAGUACAUUUUGGUGAUUGUUGAUGAUUACUCGAGAUACACUUGGACAAGAUUCUUGAGAUCAAAGGCAGACACAGCUGAAGAGUUGGUGAUAUUUUUCAAAAUGAUUCAAACCAAAUUGAAUCAAGUCAUUUGCAGCAUUCGAUCUGAUCAUGGUACUGAGUUUGAGAACUCAACACUGGAUAAAUUCUGCAUGGAGAAUGAUGAUGUGAUGAAACUGUUCAAAUUGAAGAAAACUGAAGGAGGUGAAGCUGAUGCAGAACAACAACUGAAAAAUGAAUGUGAUGAUCAGAAUCAUAGUCUACCUGAAGAGGCUGUUGAGGUUGAAAAAAGUGAUAUGGUACCUGGUACUACUCAAAAUUCCAGCCAGAGUAUAUCAGACUCCCCAGAAAAUGAUGUCACUCUUGAUGAAGAAGAACAUGCUGAUCAGCUCAAUCAAAUGGAGGCUAUUAGAAUUUUAAUAGCUUUUGCUGCAUUCAUGGGGUUCAAGCUGUAUCAAAUGGAUGUGAAGAGUGCAUUUCUGAAUGGAGAUCUCAAAGAGGAGGUGUUUGUCAAGCAACCUCCUGGUUUUGAAGAUGCAGAGCUACCAGAUCAUCUGUUCAGAUUGAAUCAGGCACUAUAUGGUCUGAAGCAAGCUCCAAGAGCAUGGUAUGAAAGGUUGUCAAAGUUUCUGCUGAAGAAUGGUUUCAAAAGAGGCAAGAUAGACAAUACUUUGUUCUUAAGAGAACAAGAAUUGCUUAUCAUUCAAGUUUAUGUGGAUGACAUAAUUUUUGGAGCUACUUCAGAACAUUUGUGUGAAGAAUUCUCAUAA
Solanum pennellii is the source of this 3291-nucleotide messenger RNA. RefSeq lists its product as uncharacterized. Gene Ontology annotation, biological process: DNA integration. NCBI's taxonomy places the organism in Eukaryota, Viridiplantae, Streptophyta, Magnoliopsida, Solanales, Solanaceae. The transcript is spliced from 5 exons. Gene Ontology annotation, molecular function: zinc ion binding; nucleic acid binding. The record is from RefSeq and is a predicted model, not a curated record. Bases 1 to 3291 code for a protein of 1096 amino acids.